This is a messenger RNA of Anopheles stephensi (Asian malaria mosquito), 933 nucleotides long. RefSeq lists its product as uncharacterized. The transcript has a single exon. Bases 122 to 652 code for a protein of 176 amino acids. Lineage: Eukaryota; Metazoa; Arthropoda; Insecta; Diptera; Culicidae. The record is from RefSeq and is a predicted model, not a curated record.
CGUAUUUCACACUCGCCCGGGACUGUGUAGUACGGUGCUGCACGCUUGAAAGUACGCGUCCGCACGGUGUGUCGCUCUCUCUCUUUAGACUCAAAAGAAAUCGAAAUAUCAAGGCUUGAAGAUGCAGGCAAUGGUCGGUUCGAUUCCGGAGUUCCACGGACGUUACGACGAUUGGAACGUGUACCAGGAACGGCUGGAACAGUUUUUCGAGGUGAACGAAAUUCCGGAAACGAAGCGCACGGCGCUGCUCAUCUCGGUGGUCGGCGGUGACUCGUACAAAACGCUCCGGGACCUAUGCCAUCCGGUGCUGCCGAAGAACAAAACGUUCGACGAGUUGUGUGCGUUGCUAAGGAAACAGUAUACACCGCAGGUGGCCGUGUUCCGUGAGCGUACCAUCUUCUACAACUCGCGCCAGGAACCGCUCGAAUCGGUGACCUCGUGGUAUGGGCGGCUGAAGAAGCUGUCGGUGGAUUGCCGGUUCGGCGAGAAUCUGGAGGCAGUGCUGCUGGACAAGUUCGUGACCGGGUUGCGUAGUGGCAUGAUCAUGGAUCGGCUGUGUGAAGAGAAUGAGGGCCUGACGCUCGAGCUGGCGUUGGAGCUGGCCGUGAAUAAGGAGUGUGCACUGAAGGUUGAAUCGACCGGUGACGUCUGAGCUAAGCUUUAGUUAUGUUGUAGCCUUUAAGCAUGGGAGGGAUUAAAUGGGAAGAGCCCACUUGGGAGGCCACUGUGAGAUGAUUCUGUGAAUGCAUGCGUGAAGUGGUUGGUGGUGCCAAGUGUUUGGAGCAGCAAGUCAAUGUAAACAAAAUACAACAAAAAAAAUACCCUUAAUGUAUUCAUUUAUAGUUACUUAAACACGUAGUCUAAGCAAAGUACGUUAAUAAAAGCGCCCACGAUCGUGCCGGAUCGGGGCCGCAAGUGUGUGACACGAUAAAA